GUCAGCCUGAGUAAACUGGACAGUAUUUGCAGCUCAAAGUACACUUUUACCGAAGUUCAGAUGAAAGGUGGAGAAGGGCCAUUUUAGUGGACCGCUUUUAUUUCUAAAUUUCUAUCUUAUUAAAGGUCAUACGAGGAUUAAAGACUAGAAAAGCUCAUUUCUCUUAAGAGCUACACGUGGCGACAGCUAGACUUAAGCAGGGUGGCCCAUCCGUGCACUAAUGGCACACAGAUUUCAUGAUGAUUUUCAGUCUCUGGAGGUGGACGAGGAUGCAGAAAAAUGGAAGAGAGGUAUGAUGACUCAAGUAGGGCAGUCGGUUCGAUCAUCCAGAUUGCUGUACAUCACAUUUGCAGUUGUUUCUAUAUUUCUCCUGGCUAUUAUAAUAACAAUUGGCGUCAAUAAUGUGAAAGUACAGAAGAAGUUCGAAAUUCUAGAAAAUUCAAUAACCAACUUCAGCGCCUCAUCAAAUAUUGACAUUCAAGGGCUCAGAGAUGAAGACCAAGACUUUAAAGAUGAACUCCUGAAACUGCGAGAUACAAUACAAAACAUUGAACUACAGCUAGUGACGGUGCAAAGGGUCCCUCCUGCUAGCAAAGAUGUUAAUCUUCUGAGGUCACAGCUGGAAUCUUUGAAAUGUCAAUUUGAGAAGAUUCAGAAAAAUGAAACAAGCAAAGUCUGCUGCUCGGAGGGCUGGGUGUUUUACUCUGGCAGCUGCUAUUUCAUCUCAUCAGACACAUUAGACUGGAAUUCGGCCAGAGAUUACUGUAUUUCCUGGGAGGGUCAUCUGCUCGUGGUGGAUAAUGAUACUGAAUGGAUGUUUGUCACAAGUUUCACCAAGCCAAGAUACUACUGGAUUGGAUUGACAGAUGAAAGGACAGGCAAAUGGGAGUGGGUUGAUGGGACAGACUACAAGAUGCAUUCUCAACACUGGAAACCAGGGCAGCCUGACAACUGGAGAGCACACGGUCUUGGUGGUGGAGAGGACUGUGCCCAUUUACACAAUGAUGGCCGUUAUAAUGACGAUCACUGCAGUCGCCAGUACUUUUAUGUUUGUGAGAAGAAAAAUCCAUGAGAUAAAGCUGAAAUGAAAUCAGAGUCUGAUUGACCAUGAAUUUGUUUGCGCCUGACAGAAUUAGAGAGGGAAAUUAUACCAAUCUCUUCUCCAGUGCUUAUUCGUAUUAUUUCUGUGCUUCCACAUACAGAAAAUGAAGUGCUGCAUUUGCUUCUUGUUGCAUGGAUGGAAGAUAUUUUAAGCUGAGAUCUUUUUCAAAAUAAAAAUGCUCAGAUUUCCUGCA
Molecule: messenger RNA, 1295 nt
Organism: Erpetoichthys calabaricus (reedfish)
Lineage: Eukaryota; Metazoa; Chordata; Cladistia; Polypteriformes; Polypteridae
Gene: asgr1a
Product: asialoglycoprotein receptor 1a
Exons: 9
Coding region: 221-1072 (283 amino acids)
Source: RefSeq, a predicted model, not a curated record